GUCAGAUGUGUGCAGAGUCCAGUACACAGGAGAGAGGCUGGCGGCAGUCAGACGUGUGCAGAGUUCAGUACACAGGAGAGAGGCUGGCGGCGGUCAGACGUGUGCAGAGUUCAGUACACAGGAGAGAGGUAGCGGUCAGACGUGUGCAGAGUUCAGUACACAGGAGAGAGGCUAGCGGCGGUCAGACGUGUGCCGAGUUCAGUACACAGGAGAGAGGCUGGCGGCGGUCAGACGUGUGCAGAGUUCAGUACUCGGGAGAGAGGCUGGCGGCGGUCAGACGUGUGCAGAGUUCAGUACUCGGGAGAGAGGUAGCGGUCAGACGUGUGCAGAGUUCAGUACUCAGGAGAGAGGCUGGCGGCGGUCAGACGUGUGCAGAGUUCAGUACACAGGAGAGAGGCUGGCGGCGGUCAGGCGCCUGUGCAGAGUUCAGUACUCAGGGGAGAGGCUGGCGGCGGUCAGGCGCCUGUGCAGAGUUCAGUACACAGGAGAGAGUCUGGCGGCGGUCAGACGUGUGCAGAGUUCAGUACACAGGAGAGAGGCUGGCGGCGGUCAGACGUGUGCAGAGUUCAGUACACAGGAGAGAGGCUGGCGGCGGUCAGGCGCCUGUGCAGAGUUCAGUACUCAGGGGAGAGGCUGGCGGCGGUCAGGCGCCUGUGCAGAGUUCAGUACACAGGAGAGAGUCUGGCGGCGGUCAGACGUGUGCAGAGUUCAGUACACAGGAGAGAGGCUGGCGGCGGUCAGGCGCCUGUGCAGAGUUCAGUACUCAGGAGAGAGGCUGGCGGCGGUCAGGUGUGUGCAGAGUUCAGUACUCAGGGGAGAGGCUGGCGGCGGUCAGACGUGUGCAGAGUUCAGUACACAGGGGAGAGGCUGGCGGCGGUCAGGCGCCUGUGCAGAGUUCAGUACACAGGAGAGAGGCUAGUGGCGGUCAGGUGUGUGCAGAGUUCAGUACUCAGGAGAGAGGCUGGCGGCGGUCAGGCGCCUGUGCAGAGUUCAGUACACAGGAGAGAGUCUGGCGGCGGUCAGACGUGUGCAGAGUUCAGUACACAGGAGAGAGGCUGGCGGCGGUCAGGCGCCUGUGCAGAGUUCAGUACUCAGGAGAGAGGCUGGCGGCGGUCAGGCGCCUGUGCAGAGUUCAGUACACAUGAGAGAGGCUAGUGGCGGUCAGGUGUGUGCAGAGUUCAGUACUCAGGGGAGAGGCUGGCGGCGGUCAGACGUGUGCAGAGUUCAGUACACAGGGGAGAGGCUGGCGGCGGUCAGGCGCCUGUGCAGAGUUCAGUACUCAGGGGAGAGCGGUAGUGAAGCUCAGGAAAGCUGUAUCCUGACAUGCCAGGAUAAUCAGGCCAAGGAAGUGCAGCACUGGAGGUUAAUGCAGUUACUGAGGCCACAGAGCUGGUGUUAUUAUCAUUAAUGACUGGAUGCAGGAAGCUCAGGCCAAGCAGAGCCAGAACACAGCAGAGGUGAAGCUUCAGUGCUCAGGUCCUGCUAAGUAGUGAUGAGUGGCAUAGGCAAUAUUCAAAUUUGCGAAAUUUCGCAAAUUUUUGUCUGAAUAUUUGCCA
Molecule: messenger RNA, 1556 nt
Organism: Bufo bufo (common toad)
Lineage: Eukaryota; Metazoa; Chordata; Amphibia; Anura; Bufonidae
Exons: 3
Coding region: 6-1145 (379 amino acids)
Source: RefSeq, a predicted model, not a curated record